AUGCACAUCUCCAUCGUCAUUAUCCUAUCUCUUCUCACUGUUUUCACCUCUGCUGUUCCUUCACGUCGCAGCAACAACGAAGUCAAAGUCCAGAUUGUAAACAAUAGAACUGGCCGUUCCGUUUCCAAGACGAUUCCGCUUGACAACCAAAAGCGAGAUGUUGCCCAACUGUUCGGAACAGGGCCCCUCAUUUCCGAUGGAAAAUUUCUCGCCUCAAGUGUCCAGCUGACCAGGCUUGCUCGUGGUGGCCUCUGCCAAAUUACAGACAAAAACGACCAAAUAAUCGCGGAAAUUGAUGAAUGCAACACCUAUGAUGAUUUGGACGGCGAUCACCAAAUUGCCAACCCCAUUGACAUGAAGGGUUCUGUCAUCGUAUGCGGGAAGGAGUAG
Molecule: messenger RNA, 390 nt
Organism: Histoplasma capsulatum G186AR
Lineage: Eukaryota; Fungi; Ascomycota; Eurotiomycetes; Onygenales; Ajellomycetaceae
Exons: 1
Coding region: 1-390 (129 amino acids)
Source: RefSeq, a predicted model, not a curated record